This is a messenger RNA of Cinara cedri, 34983 nucleotides long. NCBI's taxonomy places the organism in Eukaryota, Metazoa, Arthropoda, Insecta, Hemiptera, Aphididae. The record is from the annotation of a GenBank genome assembly.
CGAGUAAUAAAUACGUACCUUUGUGUCCGAUGUAAUAACGCAGAUAGAAUUCUCCGGACAUUUUGGCGGAAGUAAAUGUGAACUUAAUAGGAGAACACGAGCUUUAGUAACAAAUUAACAAUCCACAAGAACGGAUAAAUGGAGAAGUUUUGUCAACACAAACGGCGGUCGACAGGCGGUAAACGGCACGGCAACAGAGAUUAGGAACGCACAGUGUCGCCGCGCAAAAGAACGCGAUAAUUCCCGCGGCGGCGGUACGAAUCCGCGGCGCCGCUGACAAUCGUCUUCCGGGGUGCCGUUCGGCGCGGCGCGGGUCGCGGGCGCGAUCGAUCCGCACAACGCGUUUCUUCCAUGCCAUCGCAUCGCCGACGGUUGGUCGCUCCGUGAAUGCAUACUCGCACACACGCGCAAAUUCGCGACGUCCACAGACCGUGACGCCAUCUUAUGGCCAAUACGCGUUUAUUUGUGUUGGGCCGUACGUACGUGACGGAUUCGGAUAGCGUGAUGGUGGCGGAAACGCGUUCGUCGGGAAAGUAGCGUAGAAUCAUCGUCGAGCCGUCGUCGAUGCGCCAACACGGUCGCAUGUUUUGUAUAAAUAGUUUUGUUAUUUAUUUAUAUGUUUUUUUUUUUCCGUUCCGUUCCCCCGUUUCGUCUCUUCGCCGUAGAUUACGUACCUAUCAUCUUAAUAAUUAUAGCAUAUUAAGUAAUUCGUGAUAGUAAAUGUCGUGGAUAUAGCAAAUAAAAAAUAUAAAUAAUUAUAAUAAUAAUAAUACAAAUAAUAAUAAUAAUUAUAAUAUUAAUAGUAAUUGUAUUAAUAAUAAUUAACGCAAUAAUUUAAAUCGGCAAAAAAUGUCGCGAUAUCCGACGGCCGUAGAUCGUUUUAGAUAGCGUCGGCGAUAAUAAGUGCGUGCGCGGGCCCGUUCGUCAGUGCCGCCGUCGCCGUUUUCCGCGGUGUGUGUGCGUGUGUACUACGCGCGCCGAGUGCGACCAGCAGCAGCGAGCAGUUUGGUAGAUAGUCGCGAGUAGUCGUAGUCGUAGUACGUAGUGGUGAGAGUAGUAGUAGCGGUCGCCAGUGCGCGGCGUGUCGUGUACCAGACGUGUGCGUGUCCCGUGUCCCGUGAGACGGCCGACGAAAUGGAAUUGCGGUUGCACAGCCCCGUGGGCGCCGAUCCGGUCGCCUACAAAUGGCCAAUGAUCAUAGGAAGAGGCUCGGUAAGUACCCGCCCGGCACUGGGUGUAGUACCGAACGAACGUUUGAAACGCCGGGCGACGAAUACACGCUCGGGACCGAGACGUUUGAUAACGGGAAGACGGCCCGGGAUCUUUCGUCGGUUUCGGGGACGGCGGGUGGAGGGGAGGGGGGUCGGCCUUUCGGGUGUCGUUGGACGGCACGUAAAUAAUACCCGCCGUCGCGCGUUUUCCGACGUAUCGUACAAAUUACGAUGAUAAUGGUAAUAGUAAUAACAGUAACGAUAUCGCGUGUUUGUCGACGGACGACGAUGAUGACGGUUCAUUGAACUCGUCGUCGCCGCAGUCGGCCGACACUGUUCGUCUGUCGUCCCAACGCGCGCGCACGGACGCGCGGAUACCUACGCGCACGCACGCCAGCUUUCGGCGGUGUACACCUAUGGGCAAUAAUAAUGAUAAUAUUCGUUUACGAGGUGAUAGCGAAACGAAUAGAAAAAAAAAUAAAAAAUAAAUACCUAAACAAUAUUAGUAUCUCGCGGUUUGGUAAAAAAAAAAAAAUCGAUAAGCUCUCGCCGACGACGCUUUUUUUUAUAUUUAUUUUUUUCACAUUACCGCGUCAUAAUCCGUCGUCGCGCGCGAAUAUUGAAAUAAAAAAAAAAAAAACCCCAACCUAUUUAGGAUUAGCCUAACCGAUCGGCCGCAAAAAUCGUUCCGCUAUUUCUCGACGAUCGCGCGAGCGUUUCGGAUCGCCCUCCCCGCAGCGAGCGUUUCGCAGCGGACCUUUUCGUUGGCCUUUUUUUCGUUUUUUUUUUUUCCCCCUGUAUCAUUGCCCUCCGUCGGACGCGUACGAACGCGACGAAAUGCUCGUUCGGUAACGCCGCGCGCGUUUGUUGAAUCGUAUUAUUAUAAUUGUUGUUGUUAUUGUUAUUACUAUUACAUUUGUCUAUACCUGCCUACCUGCGUGCCCCAUGACCGGGUACCGAACAACAACCGGCCGGUGAUUACGGUGGCCUUUUUUUUUUGUUUUAAACGCGGCGGCGUGGUGCGUCUCGUUAACGCGUAACCCGUACGGCGGCCGAAACCGAUGAAUGAUAAUAAAUACGCGCCGUAACCGCUAUUGUUUUGUUAAUGGCGAAAACAACGUUAAAAACGUAAUCACUAACGACCGUAUUCUUUUGCGUUUCAGGACAAACACGACGGCGCACUGGGAAUCAUAGAAACAAUUAAGUGAGUACCUAAAACCGGCAAAAAAAAAACGAACAAUUCCCGCCAAUUAUCGUCGCGUUUCGAUCGCCCGCCCGCCCGUUACCGCGGUCGUUUUUGCAAACGCCUUUUCGCGGUUAUCUCGUAUCUAUGACGGCGCGGACGGCCGUUUCGCCGUCCCAAAACACGCGCGUUUACCGUACGGUAAAAUGCCGAUAAACACACACACACACACACACACACACACAAAAAAGAGGGGACACAGAAAAAUACAUCGGACGUACGCGAGCGUGUAAAUUCCGCGGACCGCAACGGCGGAACACCCGGAUAAAAAUAGCGAGGGGGUGCGCGUUCGCACACCUGCCCGCUCUCGUCUCCUUCCUUCCCCCCCACCUCCCGGGGCGCCGCUACUAACCGGUGGCGCCCGUGUUCGCGGGAAGAGGACUUGCGAGUGUGUUUACGACGAAACUGUUCGUUUUACAGUCGGGCGCGUUGUGCGUGCGAUUGUCGCGGGGCAAGUUUUAUUUCGCACUAUAAUCCGCACAAAAACAACGCGGGCCCUGGAAGUGUGGAGUGGGGGGGGGGGGGGUUGGUGUGCGUGCGGGAGAACGCGUGGAAUAAAUCGCGAUCGCACAAUGUGUAUGGUUAACAGUUAAUAAUUGUGCCGUUUUUAAUCCGCCGACGGCGUUUGUACCCGCGUUUGUUUUCGAUCGGUACCAAUCGAUAACAAUCUCGUGGUGCCGGCGUACCGUUUACGGCGGGUCUAGAGCGGCGCGGACGUUAUCGGAAGACCCGGCGCGUGUGUCCGAAACCAUUCGGGGCCGGCGGAAGAAUUCCGUCCCGUCGUCGUUUGAUGUAAUUUUCGCGUCCCGGAACCGAAACGCAUUUUCGCGCGAUACCGGCGAUAAGGUUUCCCGUCGUCGCGCGUGCGGUCGGGCCGACCGACAGAUUGUGUCCGUAGAAAACGGAGGGAAAAAAAAAAUCGACGUUCGAAAGUACCGAUUUCGUGUGUCGUACACGGUCGCUGCUGCACGGGUACGUUACGACUGGGCGAAAUAUUCGCGCGGUCUUUUUUUUUUCCGGUUCAAACGCGUGUCCGAAAACUAUCGUCGCGUUCUAUAUAAAUUUUAACGCCCGCUUCGCGUUUACGUGCUCAACACGAUUGUUAUUAUUAUUGUAUUGCCAUGCCGAAACGUUAUCUGCGUUUUUGACACGUGUGCGGUAAUUAUUAUUGUCGGUACCUACAAUGUGUACAAUCUGUCGCUCGAGUUUUUUUUUUUUUUUUUAUUAUUUUUAAUACGCACUUUUCCUCGUGUAAAACAAAAAAAAAAAAAUCGAAUCUAGAGUAAUCUAAAUAUUCAUUUUUUUUUUUCCUGUACGCGCGAAAUAUCACUCGUCGACCAUUAUAUAGAUACGUACUAUAAAACCGACGCGUAACCGAGUAAAAAACCGUCGGAACGUUACGGAAAUUUCACCGCGAAAGGGCUCGAUCCACGAGUUCCACGAGUACAAUUAAUUGGUAUUCGGUGAACAUUUCGAAUACUGGCCGCGGUCGUUCGUCAACCGAACCACCGACCGGUCGUAAGUGUUGUUCCCGUUUUCCCGACGGCGUAUCCCCGAUUAUCGCGAAAACCGCGUACGGGGAUAAUCGAAAAACGACCUCCCGAACGCGUCGCGCGAUAGACACCGAUAAUCGCCGUAAACACGUCGGUCGGACAGUAAAACCGAUCCAGAAUUUAAAAUCCUCGGUCGUGUCGUCGCUCGUCCCCGCGUGCUGGCCGACGGUUUAUAUUUCCGGACAAAAAAUACGGGAACGCCACACGGAAUAGUAUCCGGCACGUUAAAAAUUGAUAAUUAUUCCGUCGAAAAAUGCGCGCGGUCCGGUUAUUUUCGGUACGCCGCCGACCUUGGAAGCGGUUUUUUUUUUGUCUUCUCAUCGACCGUCGACGAUUCGCGCAAUAUUAUCAAAUUGUGUUUGUUUGUUUUCCUCCCGCGGCAAUCGUACACUUCCUGUCGGCGGAGCGUUGGGCGGUCGAACUCGCCGAAACCCGCGAUUCGUGAAAUUGUUUUGUUUAUUUUCUCGAAAAACCGACAUUCACAAUCGCCGCCGCCGCCGCCGUCAUAUUAUUGUGUCCAUUAUUCUCACGUCCUGCCCCGCGCGCGAUCGUCGUCGCGAAGAAGCGAACAGAAGUAUUAGGGAAGGGGAUCAUUACCGAUUUAUUAACGCAGACACAGUUUAGGAGGCCGCAAACCGGUUGUAUCAUCAUCGGUUUAACGAACUCUGGCCGCCGCCUGUCGCCACGGUCCGCCGUCCGUCACCCGCGAGGCGGCGGCGGUGGCUCGCACGCGCCCGCCCGCGUAUAGUAAGGCCUCCUCCGACCGGCCGAUCGGCGACAAUAAUUAUUAUUACCGUCGUCAUCAUUACAAUAUCAUACGUACGGGUACGCGGCGUUUUGUCCACGGUUGCCCGUUAAAUUAUUACCCACCGGCGGCCGCGGCUAUAAUAAUAUCGUAAUAAUAUACGUGUGUCGCGUGAUCGUGAAACCCGUUCUCGUUUCGUCUUUUCAAACAACAAUUAUUAUCGUUCGUCGCCCGGUCGCGUUUACCACUACACCACCCGUUUUCGGCGACCGACCGGCCUGUCCCGCCGGCGCGCAGGUGCGUCGAUAUUUUGUAAUACCCCCGCGAACGCACCGAACGGCCGGGCCAGCCGCCGCCGCCGUCGUCGUCCGUAUAUGCGACGCGUUCCCGAACACCCGUUUGUGCGUUUGUCCGACAAACGCGCGUCGCCCCUACAGCCGGCCGUACAGAAAAAAUUACCUACAAUGUAUGCGUUUUGUAUCGAACCGAUUAUUCGAGUGUAUACCUGUGUUUGUAUUGUAUGAAUCGUACGGCUGUGAAAUUGUGUACGUGCCGGACACGCGGGCCUGCCCGUUGUACGGACGGGGCAAUGAGCGGUGGAAAAAAAAAAAAAAGUGGUAGAAAAAGAAGAAGAAGAAGAACGCACAGCACAGCGACACAAUGGCGCGCGCGUAACAGCCGCGGCAGCGGCGUGUGCAUUAUUCGGCGGUGUGCGUAUAGGUAUACAGUGGGUACACGUAUAUAGCUUAACAAAAGAACGAAGACGAGAAGGGGACGAAUAGAAAAAAAAAUUGAAAUAUAAAAUGUACGAGAAAAGAAAAGAAGAAAAAAAAAAUGAUAAAUACAAUAUGCGCGUAUUGUUGUAUAGGUAUACACGGCUGAGAAGAAACCUUGGUCGGAAAACAACCGGUGCCAAUGCAUUUUUCUCCGCCGGGGCCCGUGUCGCCGCCGCCGCCGCUCCGUUUACUUUUUAACCGGUACAUUUUUUUUGUUCUUCCCGUUUUUUUUUUUUUUUUUUCCACAACGCGACGACCACGUUUCUCGUCCGCCGUGUCUCCGUGUAGUACGCGGACGCCGCCGCCGUUCGGCUUGCCGGCCGGCCGGGCAGGAGAGCGAUGACCGUGGUCGCUCGGGGCCAAUAACACGACCGUCGUGUUUUCAAGGACACGGCGGUUUGGCGGUAACCCUCCGCCCCGAUCGACCGGAUCCGUGAAUAAAAAUACGAGAUUCCUAUUGUCUGAUCGGGAAGAAAAAAAUAAGAAAAAAAUUGUAUACACAUAAUAUAUUAUGUAUACAUAUAUAUAUAUAUAUAUACUACGUAAUAAUAAUAUUAUAGGUGGGUAAUGAGAGUUCAUAGCCGCCGCGGGCGAUUUCGCAUUUUGACCGGUUUUUGUUAUUUUUUUUUCUGUCUUUUUUCGUGUGCGCUUUGGCAGGCCGCCGCCGCCGCUAAACUCUGAACCAGAAAAGAGUUCGUCGCGCGCGCGCCCGCGCGUCAUUGUCUCCGCUCUGCCGGGACGGUUCUUUUUCCGGUUUUUCUGUUACGGGCCGUCGCGUCAUUAUUACCCGCGGUCAAUUGUGUUUCGUUAACAAUAUUAUAAACGGACCGGACAAUCAUUAUUGUUAUUAGUGUAAUACGUACACGACCGAGACUCGGUUCGACUUGACCCCGGACUUUGGGAUGGCGUGCUAAAAUUUUAGACGCGUCGCAGAGGGACCCGCGAGUGCAACGCCCCGACAAUACCCCUUUACUCGACACCUGUUGUGUAAUGACAAAAGCGCGUUAAAUAUGAAAUAUAGGUACGUGAAUAAAACAUUCGGUCGAUACUGUAAAAAAUAAAAAAUAAAAAUAAAACGUAUUGGGUACGUAUAUCCGGAAGUGUGUUAAUUUUAAACUCGCGGGUGCUAAAGACCCCCUUGCUCCUCCCCCAUUCUCCUAGUUGCGUCUAUGACUCGGUUACAGUUCACCCAUUUCGAAAAUUAUUCCGAACCGCGUUUGAAAAAAAAAAACAAACGAUCUUUUUUCGCGUACGUCCAAAUCGCUGUGCGUUCGCGACACCGAAAAUUAUACGUAACACAUAUGCUAUACGAAUUAAGUAUUUAUUCAUUUUUGUUUUUUUUUUUUUUUUUUUCAUCGUCAAAUCUAAAAACUAAACAUUCGGGGAGUAAAUCAUUUACCAGUGAUAAAUAGCUACUGCUUUCUGAUAGUAAUGAUUGUCGACGUGCGUGAUGCGUCCUACAGUUGAUUUAAACUAAAAUAAGACGAAAAUAAUGGCAUGUAGUAAAUUAGAAUGGAAAAAUGGCUCAACAUGAGUAUUGAACAAAGCUAUUGCUAUACCUCGGCAAUGAAACAAACAAGUCGGAUAUAAUCAUUGGGAUUGCGCUGGGAAUAUGAGCUUUUCGAAACAAAAACCGCUUACUAAUCACGAACUUGUGUGACUCGACACCGGGGAAUACGUAUUGAAACAUGCGCGUGGCGUGUCAUCUUAUUCGGAUUUGACACCUGGAGGACGGUAGGCGCAAUCGGGAUGGAAAAAACUAGAAGCAUUCGAAAAACGGUGAUGGCGAAGAAAAAUGCUAGUAACGAAUGAAGAACUGUCGAGAAGAAUUAAAGGGGAAAGGAAAAUAUUUCAGAAAAAAAACGGAAGAUGAUGGAAUGUGUGCGCCUUAAAUUCCGAAGGACGUGGGAGUGCGGAGGUAUCGGAGGAACCGAGUUAUGGCAGAGAAACCCGGUGCGGUCGACCAAGAAACCGAGACCGCCGAGACGACACCGUGAAAUACCCACCAGUUUUAAAUUGUAUAUCUGCGGUAUUGAACACUGUUUGGGAAACGGCGUUCCGGAAAAUGAGAAAACCGCGUUUUUUUUUUCUCGUUUAUUACGAACGGUAAUUACGUAUACGUAAUUUGUUCGUAAUCGGCUGUCGUUUAUUAACGAUUUAUCGUACACGAACAUUAAAUCGGGCCCGCGCUUAUUAAUGACCCGCAAUUAAUAUUGUCGUCGGCUAUUGUCAACAAUACAUAUUGUAUAUUGUGCGGUUCGAUUUUCGAUGACGAUUCGUUUUACUCCCGCCGAACAAAAAAAAAAAAUAAAAGAGUCGUUACGAUGCGUACGGUGUUUAAUAAAAUCGCGUGAUAAUAUCGUUAUGUAAUUUUUAAUAUUUUUUUUUUUUUCGUUCACGAAAUUACUCGGAUUUAUCGGAAUAAAAAUACAACGACGAGAUGAUAAUAAUAAUAUUAUCGCUUAAACUACGAGACGGGUCGUAAACUCGACGACGACGACGACGAUAAUAAUAAUAAUAAUAUUAUUAAACUUAACAUUGGUCGGUCAAAAGCGCGUGCACAAGGUCGUCGAAUUUAGGGCAUUGUGUCCCGUCGGUAAAUUAUUAUCAAGUGGGACGUUCGGCUUGGAGUAAAAAUUGUAUUUAUAAAUAAUUCGUCUGAAUAACAGCGCGACGAUAUUUUUUUCGUCUCGCGUAUAUUUAUAUUUUUUCUUCCAUUUCCGAUAUUAUAACACGGUCGUUGUACAAUAAUAACGACCCGCGACGGCGAUCUCUUUCAUUAUUCGCGAUUCGGUUGUGUUUGUACAAUGCUCAGAACGGGAAUAAUCGCACGGCGAUUACUCGGAUGUGUAUGCGUUUUAUCGAUUUUAUGUCACAGCCUCUGCGUUUACCCCCCCCCACCGCCACGGUAGUGCAGAACGUUUUGUAUUAACGACGAUAAUAUUGCGCGCGGGCGAACGUUCGGAAAACUGUUAUCUGCGCUCUGUUAUUAACGCGUGAGAUAACGAAAAUUAAAAAUAAAUAAAAACCGUCAACAAUUUCAUUGUUACCACCGUGUUGUGAUAGCAAAAGUGACAUAAUAACAGCGUUGAUGUCAAUCGUCCGUUUUGGUUCGACCUCAUCGGAUCCUGGACCCCCGUAUUAUUUGUGCGUUGCUUUUGCGACACGGACGGCGUUUACAAUUAACAAUAACAAUUACCGCGGACGGGUUAUAAUAAUAAACGGAACGUUUAUUUUUGCGCGAACCGCUCGUUAUACCCCGGGCGGUGUAGGGAACGUGAAUUCCGGUACAAAUCGAACUCGUUAUUUUACCGAUAGCGGUUUUUCGCCGCGUAUCGCGGCGAGACGCGGUAAUAACAACGUUUGGACGCCGACCGCGAAUGAUUUCGGUCGUUACCGACCGUCGCGUUGGAAAAUAGCGGCGGUCACAAUGAUCGGUUCCGGCCGCCGUUAAAAAAUUGAUACACCGUGCGAAUUUCCGAUAUUCCGACGAGGCGCGAGCGCUUUCAAACGCGGCGUCCGAUGAACGGGCAAUUUACACAACGGUAAGGGACGUAAAGGGGCGUCGCGCGGUAGCGCGUUUUGUAAUAAACGAGUGGGCCCGUGCGACGUUUUUUUUUUUUUUUCUAUCUGUAUUUACCCGCCCGUAAAACGCGGUCGGGCGCCACUGUCCGAAUAUGUGAUCGUCGCUGACGGAUUUCGCUCGGCGCCGUAAACACCGUUCGGUUCCACGUGUAAGCAGAUUAUCAGCCGUUAUCGUAAUUGUUUCGCGUAGUCGUUGUUUCGCAACACGCAAAGAACGCCGCGUGCUCGGUAUUCCGAUAGCGCGCGAAAUCGAAUUGUCGAAGUCUGUGGGUUUUUCGGUGGGGGAGGGGGGUUCCGUCCGCGGGAAAUUAUAUUCGGACAGGCAGCAGUUCCGUCCAAAUAACAAUGUUACACAUGCGCGUAUUACCGUAACGCAACAAUGUAAUAUUGCGAUCGUUGACGCGCCGUUAUUGAAUACCGACCGACCGUCGUUUUCUGCCGACGAUCUUUGUACAAAAUUAAACCGCGUAUACGGUUUUGUGUAUUUUAUUACGGUAGACCGUGAAAUUUAAUCUCCACAUAUUUUAACGGCGUUAAUUCUAUAGCCUAACCUAAUAUGAAAAAAAAAAAACCGAUGUUUACCUACUCUUGCAGUCUCGCUUAUCACCACUACGUGUAUAUUUUGAUACAGUCCUAUUCGUUUUUUUUUUUUUCUAUCUCUGAAUUGAAAUUGCCCGUACAAAUUCUAAGGUUCUUUUAUUAAUAUAGACCACGCCUAUAGGCGUACGGUUUAGUAUUGAAUUUUUCACUGCAAGGCUAAAUGUACGAAUAUCGCGUCUAAAUUUUUAGAAAAACGUUUUUAAUAAAUGUCGUUCUGGUUUUCGGAACUCUUUGUGUAGGCGUAACACUUUGAAACAUGGAAUUAGUUUCCAAAAAAAAAAAAAAAAAACUGGAGUAUUCCGCAAUCACCGCUGUUUUUUUUUUUUUUUUUUUUUUUUUUGUAGCCAUAAGUGUAUAGCUAUAAAAUUAUCUCUUUUUUUUAAGUAGUUCGCUACUUUUAUCCACUUAAAAGAUGGAACUUUUUUUUUUGUUUUUAUCAAUCCUAUAAAAUUUACUAUCCUAUAUAUAUUAGUUCUUACGAUUAAAUUGACGUGUAGUGAAAACUAUCGAAUGGGACCCUCCCGUCCACUUUGAGUAGUCUAACUCUUCUCGAUUAAGUCGAAUUCGUAUAUUCUGGCCGAAUCACGUACCGUGCGCUCUUCUAAUUAGUACACAAUAUCUCGGGGUACUGAAUAAACGAAAUUCGCGCCGUUUUCCCGCGAAAAUCGAACCGUUGUGCGCGCCGUGCGAACACUCCCGAACACCGUGCAACAGUAUCAUUAUAACGGUCGGCAGAUAAAAACAAUUCCUAAAUCGUUCAAUGAAUCGACGUCAUUGUAACGGAACGCCCGGCCCGGGCGAGACCUUCCGACCUUCCGACUUCGGGAAAGAGCGACUGGUAAACCCCCGGGGAAACGUAUCGCGGAUUCGUCACAGUCGAGAGUGAACACGCGCUUCCAAAUUACUUCCCAGAAAUGUCAACCGGUUCAUCGUGACGGUAUAACAUUGUGUACCGUUUUCUCCGCGUGUAUCAUAACACUAUUACGACUUACACGCUCGUCGUCACAUUACCUCCUAGUUUACAUUCAGCCCGCUUCCGUGGCGGUGAGCAUAAAAACGGGCAGCGCGAGUAUGUAAACUCGCGCUGACGCUGCCGUCAAGAGCGGUAAACUGAGCGGCGCGAGCAGCGACAUAACCGGCAAUGCGAUCAAUCCGGCCAAGCAAUGUAAAAACACUCACUGCCGUCGACGCCGAAGUAUUUUGAGGAGCAAAUACGGCAGCGGCUGAAUGUAAACUGGGUGAGGUUAGGUAUCUCCGUUUUACACCAUUAAUCGCCUCCGACAGGUAUUUGCGUGCGUGUACGAUUCGUUAAUAUAAUAUCAUACACGGCGGGUACUCGGGGCGAAAUCCGGUACGUCCGGCCGGUUUUCCGUCGUGUAUUAAUAGCGACCGUGGAAUUGCCGCCGUAAACGACGAGAACCGAUUAGAUUAGAUUUUAUUUUCGUUCGGUAAAACGACGAAGCGAGGGGUGGGGGUCCACGGCGGCGCGAAAACUCCUCUGAUACUCCGAUUGUCGGCUUAAAUAAUGUUCGACUUUUAAAUCGGUCGUUUUCGGCGGGGUGGACCCGACGCGUUUUUCCCGACGGUCCGGACGGCGGACGCUUGUCGGUUUUGUUUUCGAUUGGACGUAUCAACAACGCGGUAGUAUUAACCAACAUCAAACCAGCGCGUUUGUAUUUCACGUCGGUUUAACGUUUUAACUUAGGAAUAUCGGUUGCGUUCCGUUUCAACGUCCUCCCGACGUUGACGCGUGUUUACCGUGUUCGCGUCAUUAUUUGUAUAAUACGUCGCGAUCAAAUGGUGAAUCGAGGUAUUUUCCGUGCCAGCGGCGGAUCCGCGGCCCGUUUACGGAGAGACCGCUCGAAUCGGACAAAUGUCCAAUCUACCGAAUUUUGAACUGUCGACGUGAAACCGUACAUAAGAAACCCGUGAAGCGAUUACCGCAAUAGAACUGUAACAAAAACCGUACCGCGGAUACCGUUGUGGACGCCGAUAUAGAUCGCGUUCUCAGUCACGAAAAAUAUUAUUUCAUUUAGUAGCGUCAUAAAAAAACUGUUACGUUAUGCGCGAUAAAUAUGCGACAAAUAAUAAUUUUUUUUCCCUGCGGAAGGAGGGAGGGGAAAGAGGCACUUGCACCCGGUGCUCACCUCCCGGGUCCGUCCUGGCCCCGUGUUGAUUCGGGCGUUUUUCGUUAAUCCCACAAGUUCUCCGGAAGCACCGCCGGGAGUGUGUACUGUACACCUACGUUUUGAUAAUAUACUCGCAUACUACAAACGAUUCGUACUUUAAAUCGGGUAAGACGGUAAAAUAUUAUUAUUAUUAUUAUUGUUUCAUUUCAAACGACCCACUUCGUUCCGGCGCGCGAUAACAAUAUUAUUGUUAUCUACGAUUUUUCAGACGCGUGUUUUGUUAUUAGAUGGGUGUAUUAUAUUUGUACCGACGCGUUUCCCGUUGUCCCACUUAUCUCCGAAACCAAAACGUCUUUAUCGAUAUCCCAUUUUUUUUUUCCGCGCCCGCGUGUUUCUACGAUUCGGAUAAUAUUGGGCGGGGGAGGGGAGGAGGGAAACCGCCAGCCUGCGCUCUAUUAUUGUAAUAAUAUCUUAAACAGAUUAUUAUUUCGCGAAUUACGUAACGGAAUUUAGCGUCGGUGUGAACACGAGUAGAUAAUUAUUACGACUUCGUUGGCGCACGAGGACAAUGACCUUCAAUUUUUUUCUUUUCUUUUGUAGCUAUUAUUAUCGAAAAUGUGCGGGAAUCCGAACGACAAUGAUGUUGUAAAUUGAGAAUGGGUCGUCCAGUGGUAAUACAAUAAUUACCUGAAAUUAUUCUCUCCGGCCCCGUUUUUCGGGAUUUCAUCGCGCGGUAAUUUUUAAAAAAUAAUCCAGCAAAACUCGUCGAAAGAACGGAAAAAUUUACGAAAAAUAUUCGUAGCUACAUGACGAAAUAUCGACGAUAAAUUAUGUUUGCCUUUUCUAGACGUUGUCAAAUGUUUAAAAUACGCGAUUUUCAUGUUAUUUUUAGUCAAUUGAUUUUAGUUUUUUUUUUUUUGGGUUUUUAGUAGUAUACGGAUAAAAUUAUUUUACCAAAUAUACGUGCUUCGCAAUUUAUUACAAGGUUCAGUAUAUUGUACCAUGUUGUAAUUAUAGUGGUUGAGCGUUAUGAUUUAGGUAGCUUUUUUUGUAAUGGUUUUAUGAUCUUAAGAUCAAAUAUUGACGAAAAUUAUCAAAAUUACAUCAUUUCUAAAGAUUUAUUUAUAUUAUAAAUGCACACGCGUGUACCUCUAACAUAAUAUAUUAUCCUCUUUUUGAACCCAGAGGCAGGGCCGUAUUUAGGGGGAAGAGGAGGAAACAGUUGUGGUUAAUUUUAAGGUGGCCGCCAAUUUUUUGAACAUUCGUGUAUUUUACUACAAACAUUUUCAUUUAUUUAUUUUUUUUAUGUUUAAUAAUCGUAUUUGUAGGGAUUUAGUUUUGCCUUUUAAUUUUUCGGUACUAUUUGGAUGUAUAGUUGUUUGACUAAACAGAAAUUUAACAUUGGAAAUUUAACUGUAGGUUGUUAUCCAUCAUAAGUUGCACUUACUAGUGUUACAACAAAAAAAGUUUAGAGUGCAAUGUAUUCAAUUUUUUUUAUAAGAUCUAAUUUUGAUAAAGAUCGUAAAUAUUACGGCCGUUCGAGUAUAAGGUACAAACUAUGCUCAGAAUCGUUUUUCACAGUAUCAGCUCCUUUUUUUUGUUUUUGAUUUUUGAGGCGUUCUUAGAUUUUUUGCACUUUCGGGGAGCUUUUUCGGACGCUUUUCUUUAAAAUAACAUUUAUCCAAUUAAAUGUUAUAUUAUAUUUAUAAAUCUUAAUAUCAUUCCCUGAUUUGAUGAUAUAUUUCAUCGGCUAUAUAAUCAUAGUAUCUGAUAACAUCGAUUUGAUUAAUACUGAUGUCGUUUAAUGGAUCCCUGCGGCAAUCCUCCUCGCUUCCUUGCCAAUUCCAUCGACGAAUCCCGCGAAUUUCGCCAUUACAAUAUUGUCGUAGGCAUUUCUCAUUUUCGCGGUGUUUCUCGUUAAAUUAUUUUUACCUUUCAUACGUCUUUGUGUUUUAAUUAUCAUCGUCAAUUAAUAACCCGCCGUCGUGCGUAUCUUAUAUCAGUAGAUUUGUUCGAUUCUUCUGGUCUUGAUAUUCGCAUAUAUAGAGAGAUGUCCGCCAUGCUUGUUUCGAUACCUAUAAGUCAUAUCCGUCCGACUCGGACAUUCCUCUGUACCGUCACGUCCUACAAGUUUCUGCGAUUCACCGUUAGCGAAUCGUCCGCUUUUUGCUGCCGUACACCGUUGUUUCGGAUUUCUGAUAUUAUGUUAUAGUGAUGGGCGUUUUACCCGGUGAAUGUAUUUUUUGUAAUACAAAAACCAAUUGAUGCGGUCGCCACAACACUCCGUUACGGUUGUUUCCUGACUUUUCCGUGGUUUUUCCCGGUUUCAUUUUAUAUCAGCGCGAGUAUUAAAUAAUUUGUGUAAACCCUUUGUUAAUGGCAUUCAUUUCGAACUCAAUGCCACUAUUAAAAGAAAAAUUUACCAACGUGAAAACAAUAACUAGACCUUUAUUCAUAAAAAAAAAAAAAACAAACAACUUAAAAUUCAGAAACAAGUAUAUAAUAUACCUACAAUAGAACUUGUUUAUUACAAUCAGUCGGUGCCUUUGUUGUUGACAACUAAAAUCAUUGGGCACGAUUUACAUUUAAUUAGACGGUUUUUCAAUUUCAUUUGCAAACUUAAAUAUUAUCUCCCGAUAAUCACGUUUUCUACCGUCAACGCUUUAGCCGGCAAAAAUUUAACAAAAUUGUUAGUGUGUAAGUAUUUAUAUAGACUUAAAACUAUCGUUUUACCAAAGAACGAGUUGUUAUCGUAUGUUCACACAUCGACUGUGUGAGCACAGUCGAUAUCAGCAGAAACGUUACAUGUAAACUCCUACAGUCCUAGAGGCCUUUUUACCUGUCGAAAAUAGAUAAUGUAAUCUCCUACAUAGGCCUUUUUACAUUUAAGACUCCGAGUGUAGCGAGGAAUAUACAUUGGUUUUACAACGAUGUUUAUUUGAGAUAAUUGCACUUAAAUGGGAAAAAACGUACGAUUUUAUGAUUUCAUUAUUUACACGCACGACGUUUUAUACCAGAAAUAGUUCCCUAAUGGAAAAAUGAUAAGACCUUGUUUGUUGCAUUUUGGAUAAAUUUCCGUAGAUACUUAAUAAGAUAAUAAAAUGUAAAAAAAAAAAUUUAGUAAAUAUAUUAACAUAUAAGCAUCGUAUCGGAAAUUCUCGAACAUUUCUAUAAUGUCUACGUUAUUUCCGUAAAUUGGAAAUUUAACAAUCUCUAUCUCUUAUUUUUGUAGUUUAUGACCGAUUUUUGCCUACUUCAAAAUACCUUAUUUUACUUUUUACAAUUAUUUAGCAUAGGAGUUAACGCUAUCUGUUGUAAGAGUUAACACUAUGUAGUGUAGGAGUAAACACUAUCUUUUGUAGGAGUUUACCAUCUCCCGAUCGAAAUAUACAAUUUGAUGGGAUGAAGAAAAAAAACAACAACAAAACGAGUAGGUAUUCGCCCGAAUUUCGGGUAGGUCGACGGGUUUGUUUAUCCCACGGCUCAUCGUCAAUUAUGUAUGUAGGACGUUAACCGAAAAAAAAAAAACUAGAAAAAGUAAAAGUGUCGCGUUUUUUUUCGUGUAUAGAACGCGCGUUCCCGAGAAACGAAUUGUAAAUAUUAAAACGCGAAACAGAAUACCGCGGCUUGAAAUCGAAUAACAUGUUAACAUAAAUAAUAACUACGGUUUUAGCGGUUUCGUUGUUAUAAACAUUUACGGCUACACGAUAUUGUUAGCGCGUCAACAAAGUAUAUUAUGUUUUAAUCUGUUCUCGUAAUUCGUGUGCGGUUUUUUUUUUUUAUUCGCGAACGAGAACAAAUAAAUAAAAUAAUAGCGCGCGCACUGUGUUACGAUUCCCAUAGCGUUGCCCGCACACGAAAGUCAAGAUCGUCUCGUUUACAAUAUCGUACGUGCAUUUUACAUUUAAAGACCCGAUUCGUAUUAUUAUAUUCUGUUAAAAUGCCUAAAACAUUAUGAUGGUAAUAUAUGUUCUCUAAACAAAAACAGCCCUUGAAAUAUUCUCGCAUUACACUCGCUUGGAAGAAAAAAAUAAUCAAUAAACGUCAGUGUAUGCGAUUUUUUAUUUUUUACAACAUUCCAUAAAUAAUUAAUGACACUCGCGUAUUAAAAUAGAUUAACAGUGCACUUGAGUGAGAGUGAGAAUAUAAUAUAGGCUUGUACCUUAUUUAAUUUGUUAAAACUUUAAAAUCGCGGUACGCCGGUAGCCACCAUGUUGAUAGUAAACGGUAACUUAUAACAGGUAUGCACUACGUAACACACCGAACCUUUUUGUCAAAAUGCUACGGAAAAAAGAAAUUGCAAAUGUUUUCAAAAAUAUAUUUAUCCAGGUACCGCAUGAUCAAAGUCAAUAUUUGUUUUUUUCUCUCGCGAUUUACAAAAUAUGCGAAAUAAUAUUGUCAAAUGUGCGGGGGAAAAAAAUGAAAAAUAAUAAUAGUUUUUCCUACGAACGCGGAACUAAACCAAUCGGUAACAUUUCUCGCCUACUCUUAAAAACACCGCACGCGAAGCUCAGUGACGGCGCGCGAAAACGUACAAAUUCUCCCGGGUCUCUCGUUUCCAACGAUACGAUUGUUUAUUAUUUUUCGUUCGGCCAAAUUGUUGCGGUGUCAACGGCCCGAUAUUCUUUUUUGCGCGGGCCGGGAGGGGUGUGUGUAGAAUUAUUCGCGUUUUAAAAAUACGCGUCCUCGUCCGUUUCGCGAAAUCGCCGUAUUCCCGUUCGCCGCCCCGCAAUAACAAUCGUGCUAUUUUCGUGUAUCGCUUACGUAAAUAUACCACGAUAUAAUUUGAUAUUGUACUGUUACAGUUACGAAUUAUUUUUACGACGACGACGACGACGACUAUGAUAAUAAUAAUAAUAAUAUUGUAUUAUUUAACCGUGAAUAUUCCUAUAUCUCUGGCGCGUAUCGUCGACAAAACAAAGCGUAUUUAGGUCAAAUAUUACACUGUACUGUGCGUGUGCGUGCGUCUGUAUGUUGUGCAUUCAUCGUCGUCGUAGUAGUAGUAGUAGUAGUAGUAGUAGUAUAUAUAGCGACACUGUUAUAAUAUAUUCCGAGUAAUAAAAAAAAAAAAAAAAUUUAAAAAAACCCGAUAAGAGCUAUACAAUAUUACUCAUAAUAUUAUCAAUUAGUGCGUAUCGCUAUCGUAAUGGAAAUUCGUCUGCACACGGUACCGAAAUAGACACUCGUAAUUACCGCUACUUGUUAUACUUCGCACGAUGGGUGGGCCACCGUUGUAGGCGAGAAGGUAGGAUAUUAUGGAGGGGGUAAUGUUUAAUAUUUUUAGUAUCUGUGCGCAACGAAAAACGAUUCGGAGCGAAGUUUCUUUUAUACGUGUACGUUAAUUUUCCCGAGAUUUCCCCCCCCCUCUCCGGUUAUUAUGAAAACCCCUGGUUAAGUCAAAAAAUGACCUCCUUAAAGUACCAAUAGAAUUUCCUCUCAGGGAAUGUGCCAAACUCGAUACGUGGGAGCAAGAUUUCUGGUAGAAAAGUGGCUCACAGAUAAACACCAUAUAAUUGAUAGUGUUUUAACGAAUUUUAAACAAAAGUAGGUAUAAUACCUUAACCGUACGUGUACAUUCGAACUUGAAACUCGGACAUAAAUAAAUGACGAUAUUUUUAUAUCCGUAUAAAACCAGAGAAAAAAAAAUUAGAACGCUUCAAAUAGGUAGCUACAAUAAAUAACUAUGAAAGAAAACAAACAGCCAGAAUGUUUUGAAAACUGUACUGUAACCGUGUAUUCGGUGAAAGUUGCAGGUGUCUACGAUUAUUUCCAACUGAAUUGCUUGCUACAAAAAAAAAAAAAAAAUGAAAUUAAAAGAGAAACCUUUAUUGCCUAAAUAUUCCCGUUUUCCUUCCGCCCUCUCUCUCCCCCUCGCUGACUUUUCCCAAUUAUUAAGAAAAUUCGGAAAAAAUAGCGGUGAACAAUCGUGAAUCGCGACGUUCAAGACGAAACAAACGUUUUUUGCUUCUUCCGGAUGAAAUGGUACACGUCGCAUUAUCGAAACCAAAACGCGUAUCGCUCGCUACGCGCGCGGAAUCUAAAAGUCCGUGUACUUUUUUCAAUUUUUUCCGUUUGUUAUUAUAGAAACGUAAUUCGUUUUGGUUUAUAUUGUUUUGUAAUACGCGGCGCGGUGCGUGUGCGUAGGUUGUGUUGUAGGUUUUUACGUGCGUGUUGGUCACGUGUACGGGUCUGCUGCCAAGUAUUAUAUACGUACGCGUUACAUAUUAUAAUAAAUAAUAAUAUUCUCGGGUAUCGUUAUUACGGUAGUCGACGUUUCAAAACUGGUUUAAAAUAAUAUAAUAUUACGUUUAGCGGUGUAAUAAUAAUAACGAGAAUAGUUGAAAACGUAUUUAAAAAUAAAAAAACCUAACCGAACGGUGUACCACUAUAAUAUUAUCACAUAAACAUAUUGCAGUAUGUAUAUAGCUACAUUUUUUUUUUUGAAUUUUUUUUUUCCGAUCGUGUUUUUCACGAGAGUUUUUCCACGCCCGAAAACGUUACGUUGCGAUAUUGUCGCGGGGUUUUCGCCGUACUCGCCGGGACGUAAUAAAAUAACAGGCCUCCCGUAAACACGUAUGCUUACACUGUUGCCGCAGGAUGAGAGGAGGCCUACAACAACAGCCGCGUAUAACUGUUGCGAAUUAUCGUCGUCGCUGUUGUUGUUGUUGUUGUUGUUGUUAGCGGCAGCGGCAGCAGCGUUGGAGAAAUGUCCUAGAAAACUUCUCUGCUCUCGCUGACGUCGUCGUCGCGGUUAACGGUUUUUUUUUUUCUUCCUCUUGGGUUUUUUUUCUUUCUUUCUCUACGAGUGAGUGCGUGCGCGAGUCACUACUACUACUACUACUACUACUACUACCACCGCCGCCGCGCGGCCACGAGUAGAGAGUGCAGUGGCACCUGUGUGCGGUGCCGAGCCGAAGCCACGGGCCGUGAGCCUCGCGAGUUGGAACCGGUUUUCUACUACGCGUUUUGUUGCAUAACGGUCCGUGGUCAUAAUAAUAAUAAUUGUUGUGCUCGGCCGUACAAUAUAAUAAUAAUAAUAAUAAUAUAAAUGGUGCGGCGGCCGGUCGAAACGAUACUGUAACAAUAUUUUACUCGUCGUGUCGUAUACGAAUACGAAAAAUGCAAUAUAUUAUUGUUGGUGCUACACGCGCGAUUGCAUCGACCCGCGCGUCGUGUUUCCGCGUUGCACGGCGUUGUCGUAUUAACGUCGUCGGCGAAUCGUAUUUGUUUCGAUAUUUUUCGUUCGGACGAGAGAGCGUCCGUCGUCGCCGGGUUUUUAUAUUAUUGUUAUUUAUUAUUAUCAUUUUAUUUUUAUUUUUUUUUGCGCGCGCGCGCGCCUCCGUUUCCCGUCGGGCUCUGGGAGGAAAUAGUGAAACCAAUUGGCCGCCGCGCUGUGCCCGAGAGAAAGGAAAUCACGAGGUCACGCGCCGAACUUGCUCGCGGCGCCGUCGGUGCGAAGGAUGAGCACUGAUCGGCGGCGGCAGCGGCGGCGGCACACGCACAGAACUCUCCGGGGCGCGUGUUACCGAGUCCGUCGUCGUCCCGAUUAUAUAUUACGCACGACGCACGAUAUUAUCGAUCGGCGCGACCGCGCGGGAGGGGCGUGGAGGGGGGAGAACGAGGGGAGAGGGCUUCGACCUCUCCCCCGCCUCGGAAAUGUCGUCGGCGGCACCCCGGACGUGCGUAUACGGUGCGGCCGGCCGUGCGUGCGUAUGUGUGCGGAUUGUGGCCGCAUUCCCCGGUGACGUCACGCGACGUUUCGUCGUCGUCGCGAAGAGGGUAGUCGGUAUUAUUAUUUUUUUUUUUUUUUUUAAUUUUUUUUCCUCCUCUCGCGGUUCGUUCCGCCCGUAGUUUACGGAGGGCGCUGCGCGUGUUAUUUUCCCCGUGUCGCGUCGUCGUCGCCGCGCGCGCGCGUUCGAUAGCGGCGCCGCCGUCUGCUCGUUUGUUUCGUUGUAUUAUUAUUGUUGUUGUUGUUGUUGUUGGUAUUUUUUUUUUCUUUUCGGCAAGACCCCAUCCUUUCUCCCCCCCUCCCCCCCUCGUCUGUCGCGGGACGCGUUUCCGAUCGUUCGAACGCCCGAGCAGAACGGUACGGAACGAACACAAACGAUAAUAAAAUAGCCGAUAUCGCCCCGGUGUCCGAGAAAAUUGUACUGUACCGCGCAGUGUACCGAGAUUUUUCGCCUCCCACGGCGCGCGUUGAACCGAUCGCCCGGCCAGGCGACGCCGUCGACGAUAAAACACGACGGCCGUGUACGCGGAUCGCAGUGCGACGGCAAACGAAAUAUAAUUAUGCGCGUGAAAUAUUUCCGCGUAAACGCCCGACCGACGGUGUUUACCCGGCGAAGAAGAACCCGUUUGUGUUUUACGCGUAACGCGGGGCCGAUAUGACAAAUAACAAUAACAAACAACUGUUAGUUUUCGUGGGUUUUGUGGAUUCGCGUCGAUAUUGGCCUUGGCCGCCGGUCGGUGGUCGAUUCCCCGAGAAACGCCAAUGGAAAAAACUCCCCCGCGCAUGGUGUGACGGUCUCCAAUGCGAAAUCCGUUCGUUCGUAUUGUUAUUAUCACAUCGGAACGUCAACAAGAACGAUGAUUAAAAUACGCGUGCGAUUUGCGAUUGGUGCGGGGGUUGGGGGUGGGCACUGCCGAGCGGAAACUGUCAAACCACUAGACGGUUUCUUGAAACUGUCGGACGAUCGAACGGGGCCCGUACUAUUGAUAGUUCGGUCGGAUAAACGCUCGGCAGUUUUUCUAAACUACCGAUAGCCGAAACUGCACGCUAGGCGAUACUUAUACCACAUUUCCCGAACGAUCGGCGGAUAAAACGAACAUCCUAUCGCUCGAGUGACAAUCGAUAGUAGUGAUGGUGGUGGUGGUGGUGGUGGUAGUGUGUCCGCUGCAUAAUGAUCGUAUGAAAAUAUAGACGGACGGGGUCCCGCCCAUCAUUUUUGUACGAAUAAUUUCCUAUCGGGUCCCCGGCGUUUCUCGAACGUGUCCGUUGUACUCCGCGACAAAUACCAUUACGGCGAGAUCGGUUUUGGAAAAAUACUUCGUCGGAAGUCGGCCUUGAAGUAAGUAAGUAGUCGACGACCGUGUUCGGAGCGGCCGCGUCGCGGUUGCCCGCGCGUUUCUUGUAUGUCUGUUUCGCGAAAAACAAUUAACAAUUUUACUAUCGUGUCCGUCGUCGUGUAAUCGAUAAGAACGCGUGGUGUUCCCGCGAGAACCGUCGUCAUCUCGCGGCGGGUGCGUGUGUGUACGACCGCGCGGGGGGGGUUUCUCGGGCGGGUUCGUCGGUUUGUUUUAUGAAGACGAGAAAAAAAAAACCGUCGCAGGUUCAAACACCUCUGCGCGUUGGCUAUUCGUUUAAUCCGUUUAUAUAAAUACCCGCGGUUCGCGUCGACAACCGCUGUUAUCGAUUAUUUAAUAUUUACCGUAUUUGAUGACUAUUUUCGGACGCGCGAUAAAAUGCCAUUUAAUUCGGUGUUUUCGUAAUCGCGCGUGUGUAAUAAACUUCAAUAAACCCGUUUUGCGUGGGGAAAUCCGCGUUGUCGUCCGUUAAAACACGAUAAUAAUUUAAACAAAUAAUUAUUUAACAAACGAUAAUAUUAUGUGUAUAAGUGGGUUCGGAAAAGACCGCCUCCCCUCCCCUCCCCCUGCUCUUAUGUGGCUUUGACUUGUUUAAAAUAAUUUUUCAACGCGUUACGAAAUUAAAUAACAAAGGUAUUUUUUCAGGGAAAAAAAAAAUGUACACGUCGGAGAAUAUUUCAUCGAGUAGCGUUAAAACCGUCGAUGGGUUGAGGGGGGAUGGAAUUUAAAACUACCGUUUUCGCUUUUUUUUUUUUUAGAAAUUAUUUCUUUACGUUUUUUUUUUUUUGCCGAUUUUAAACGCUCGUGUAUAAAUAUCCGUUCGUCAUUUAUUAUAAAAUAAUUAUCGCGAUAUGUUUUUGCCGGGAGCCGGGGGGGGGGAGGAAUUCACGGUGUAUAAUCGGAAUUAUUCGGGAACUCCCUCCCGCCCUCCCGUCGUAUUUGUAUUUUUGGCCACGUCUCGGAAAAACGUAAUUACGCCUACCCGUUCGCAGGCGCGUUUUGUGCCUAUUAGUUCUCGUUUGUUAGGUUUUGUAAUACGUUUAAAGCUGUUAUAAUAUUGGUGCGGGCCGGUCGUAAACUACCGGGUAAUUUAUUAUUAAUAAUCGCGUACGAAAAUAAUCGGCCCGGCGAGAACGUUGUCGUGUAAUUAUUAUUCGGGGAGGAAAAAAAAAUUAAAUAAAUGUUAAUACCGCGUAUCUACCGCAUGUUCCGACGAGUCGCGCGCGGCAUGCCCGAAUAGUGAUUAUCGUAUAACUUUUGUCUUCCGGGUUAUUAUUUUUUUUUUUAUAUUAUAUUUAUUCAAUGUCACACGUUCGAAAUAACGCGCACCUGUUGCCGCUGCCGCCGCCGCGACUAGAUUUAUUUCUCUCUCUCUUUUUAUGUUCGUCUCGAGUUUUUCUCGUAAUAAAAAAAUAAAAUAAAUAAAGCCGUUUAUCCGAUUCUUGAGAGGACGUUAUGUUAUACCCGCGUCUACUGUCUCGGUCCGACUGCCGGGUGACACAUACAAAAACAACGUUUGCGCGAAAUAAGUAAAACUGGCACAAUUUCGAUUCCCGUUGUGAAAUUUACAGAGAACGAUAUUUCGGAGGGAAUGUCGUCGGUAUUUUUUGAACUGUACACAAUUAAAAAGAGCAAAAAAAAAAAAAGGUUUAUUUUAUUUCGUAGCUUUUAUAUUGAACUGUACAUUUCGAACGAUAAAAGAAUCCCAACCGACAUUCCCGACAAAAUAUUGUUCUCCGUAGAUUUCAUAAUCGGUACUUUUACUCUGAAAUCAGAAUGUAGUUAGUUUUUCGUAUUCCGCGUGUGCACCGUUGUUUAUGCACGCUGCCACCCGGUAGUCGGACCGGGAACGGUAGACGCGGGUCUAACGGUCCUCUCUUAAACCGAGUUGUGCGGCCGAUGACCCUUCCCCUCCCCCCCCCGGUUUGAAAAUCAACGCUUGUGCCGGUGAGAACGGUCCCUAGAACAUUGUCGCCGCCCGGGCCGGCGUAAAAUACCGAUAUCACAACAAUUACACGUAAUAUUGUAUUGUAUUGUCGUCGGGCCGCCGCCGUUCCGUUCGACGCGUCCUUGGGUGUCAGAGGCGUCCGGGUUUGUUGUAUUUUUGCCGUGCGCGCGGUGCUGCGGACCGCUGUUGCGCCGCGCUCUCGGCGUCCCGUCGUCCGAAUAAUUAUCAUCGGCAGUUAACGUGUGGAAAACGCGGACUCGGCAGUUCCCCACUGAGGAAUCGUGUUUCGGCGACUAGUUUUCGAAACGCUUCUCGGGGGCACCUCUUCCGCGUUCUUCUUUUCGCCCCGGUGCGCGCGACGCGAUCGCGUCCGUUUAACGUCGUGCUGAAAGCCGUCCAGCGACGGCGUACAGAAACCCCUCUCCCUCCCACCGAAUCAAAAUGAGACUCAUUGGUCGGUUACGAUUUCGCAAACAAUAAUAUUUUAUUUCAUUUUUUUACAGAAAAAACAAAAAACAAAAACUUCUUCUGUAAAUUACGGCGGUUCGCACGCAUUGUACACCACCGAUGUACGUACUUACUUAUACCUCUCGUAAAAACCGUCGGAUUUUGUUCGGCCGCCUAUGUUUGCAGCAGUUUUAACACGUGCAUACGAAAAUGACGUAGUAUUCGGAUGACACGACGUCGUGUUUGUAAAAGUAGUUUUGUUUUUUUUUUUUUUAUCUUCUAUCGAGUUUAGUUUGGGUGGGCGAUGCCUACCUACUCACUAAGAUUUUCAAAAUGUAUAUUCGUUAUUGCGUAAACAUAAGUCGGGUGCCUGCGCAGUGAGCAAGGACAACUAAACGUUGGUAUUAUCAACGUCAUAAUAAAUUGUUGCCAAUAUUGUGGAAAUAGGAGGGGAAAAAAACCACUUCGUACGAAAACCUUGGCCUCAAUUUAUUCCAUGCAGUUAUUAUGCAUUUUUUGUGCAUCAAGUUCACCAACUGCAGCGGUGUAGAUUAAAAAUACAAACAACAAUCGCCACUAUAAUACUGUAAUAAUAUUAUAAUCUAUUUUCUAUUUUCAAGUGUUUAAACACUUUUAGUAAAUAUUAGUAUUUUUCUGUAUGUAUUUAUAUUUAUUUAACAAUAAAUACUAUAUACAAUGGUACCUAAAAGACAGUUUAAACGUAAGAAAAAAAAAAAUUGAAUAUUUAAGAUUUCGUUCGUCGUAUUUACAUUAUAUUUGUUUUUUUCUUUUGCAGAUGGGUAUGCGACGACUUUCCAGACAUGAAGAUCCCUUUAGAAAACAAUAUAUUAUGCGACUAUGACACCAAAUCGUAAGUUUUUGUUGAAUUUUAUGACCCGCGUUACCUGAAUCGAAUCGUUUAUUUAUGUGUUCUGUCCUGUAGAUACGACAGCAUGAAGUCUUUAUGCGACAGGUUCAACAAGGCUAUCGACAGCAUGCUGCAAAUGGUAAAAAUAAAAUAUCGAUUUUUUUUUCUCCUAAUUUUUAUUCAAAGGGUUGUAUAUAUUCUACACGGGGUGUCUUUUGUUGUUGGGGUGACGAAAAAAUACGAGGGUUCGAUAAUAUUGCCUACGUGACCUUAUCCUCGUAAACCAACGGCUUACAGCCUAUAGCAGCAGCAGCAGCAGCAGCCCCCUAUAUGAAUAAUACACACUGAAUGGUCCAUAAUAAUAAUAACACAAUUAUCAUGCGAAUCUCGCCAGUGCUGCCAAAUUAAAAAGAAACUACGAUAUUUUUUUUAUUUACUUUUUCUAUUUCUAUUUUAGUGUUAUAAUUAUAUAGGUAACGUCCCACAGCAUAUUAUAAUGUCUUACAUUAUGCCUUGACUUAUCCCGCGACCCUUAAUUCUAAAGCGUUCUUAUAAUGUAUAAUUAUUAUAUAUUAUGAUUAUUAUAGUACACCCAACUGUCAGCCUAUCAAACUGCACAUGGCUACGAUGAGAUACUUUCUAUAAAAUUAAUAUGGUCUAUUGUGAACCCUGAUGGCAGCUGCCCUUUUUAGUUUCUACCACAUCUCAGUUGUUCCUUACAAUAUUUGUUCCCUUAUGUAAUUUUAUUUACAACCUUCGUAUUCGGCAGUAUCACCUGCCUUGCCAGAUGCAAUAGUAGACAUUCAGACGUUAAUAUUUAUAUUACUUUCCCUUAUUCCAGAAGAUAGGUUCCUAUAUAUAGACAAAAUAUUAUAAUGUGAGACAUUUAGACAAUAAAAAAAAAUAAUAACAAUCAAAAACCAUUAACUAAUAAUUUCACUUUUUGAUUUACAUUAAAUACUAUUAAAACACAAUUGAUAAAGUUAUUGUGCGUUAUGACUAAAUUAAAGACAACAUACAAGUUAAUAAUCAUUAGAAAUUUUAUACUGUGGAGUACCUAAAGUAAAUAAUUUAAUUUGAAUUUUUUUUUUAAUUUGCAUAUAUGUACUUUCAGAAUAAGGGAACAUCUUUACAAAAAUCCAGUAUAACGGCAUCCAGAGGUCUUCUCAGACACAUAAUUCAACAAGUGUACAACGUUUCCGUCACCGACCCUGAUAAACUGAAUCAAUACGAACCUUUUUCACCCGAAGUACGUUUACCUCUAAUGUGUUUACUGUAUAAUACUAAAGUCAUAUUUAUUAAGAAAUUCCAGUUUUUCAUCUUGUUGAAAAUACUUUUAACAAAUCUCUUGUAGCUCAACUAAAAUAUUUGAUUUACUUUUUUCCAAAAAUGAUUAAACUAAUAAUGUGUUUCAUUUUAAAAAUAAUUAUUGAUUUCCUUUUUUUUUUUUAGGUGUAUGGAGAAACAUCGUUUGAUCUUAUAUGUCAAAUGAUUGACCUUAUAAACAUCACAGAAGAUGAUAUAUUUAUUGAUCUCGGAUCUGGUGUAGGACAAAUAGUUUUACAAAUGGCUGCAGCCACUCAGUGUAAAAUCUGUUGGGGCGUUGAAAAAGCCGAUGUGCCUUCAUCAUACUCUCAAGUAAUCAUUUACACAAUUUGGUUAGUGUAUUUCCUAAAUUAAUAAUUUUUUUUUUUUUUUAAUAUUUUCAGUACAUGCAUUCUAAUUUUCAAAAAUGGAUGUCUUGGUUUGGUAAAAAACAUGGCCAGUAUCAACUAAUAAAAGGAGAUUUUUUGAGUGAAGAACAUCGAGAAAAAAUAACUAAUGCAACAAUUGUAUUUGUGAACAAUUAUGCAUUUGGACCUCAAGUAGACCAUAUGUUAAAACAACGAUUCGCUGACCUUAAAGAUGGAGCCAGAAUAGUUUCAUCAAGAUCUUUUUGUCCGCUGAAUUUUCGAAUGUCUGAGCGCAAUUUGAGCGGUAAAAUUUCAAUUUUUUUUUUUAUUAAAAAAUUAAAUAAUUUAUGUUUGCAAUUAUUAUUUUAUUAGAUAUUGGAACCAUAAUGCAUGUUUCGGCAAUGGAACCUAUAACCGGUUCAGUUUCUUGGACUUGCAACCCUGUAAAGUAUUAUCUACAUGUUAUUGAUCGAACAAAGGUAAAUAUUACUAUUGACUAUAAUUAAUUUUGAUUGGAUUCAUAUGAUGGAGAGAUGCUAAUGAGAGCUUAUAUUUCAACACUACAACAUUGUUCUUCAAAUGCUUAUAAGCUUUACCUAAUAUUUAACCUUAAUUAAAUAUGGCAAACUUUAAAUGAUAACAUUUCUUUUUUUAUUAAUGUUGUUCCUUUUUUUCAAUUGGAUAUUAUUUUUUUUUCUCAUGGGAUUAUUUAUGCAUAGUAGGAAUGUAGUAAAGUAUAUUAUACUAUUAAAUCAUAAUUACAUUAUCUUAACUACAUUACUAUUGGCUUCAAAAUUAUCGACAACAAUUAACAAUGAUGAAUAAUUAUUAUUAAUAUAAAUUUGUGUUAUUAAGUUACAACAAAUAGUUAACUAAUAAUCAUACAUUUAUAACUAUACUAUUAGUUUCAUAUUAUUUAUUUAAAUUCUCAAAACAACAAUAUAUUUUAUUUUUAUUUUUUAUUUUUUGGAAUUUACUUACAAAAAUAUCUGUUCAUUAUUUUUGAAUAGUCUACUUUUGCUGCUUUUAGUAUAACAUUAAUAAUUCUUUGCUAUAAAAACUAAUAUCUCCAAAUUCUAUACUUACACUAUACAAGGAGGCAAAAGGGUAUGAAAAAAAAAAUAAUAAUAAUAAUAUUAUUUAAGUAAAUUUACAUAUGUCAUUUGAUUAAUAUUGUAAAUGUAUAUUUAAAUAAUUAAUAAUUAUUAAUAUAUGUAUAUUUUUUAUUUUUUUAUUUAAUUUUUGCCUAAAGGUUUUUUUUUUUUUUGAGUUUGUGAAUUAUUUAUUUUAUAAUUUUCUGUAUAGAAAUGGUUAUAUUUUUGUAACUAUAAAUAUGGAAAUUUAUAAUUUUUUUUCCUUUUUUAUUUAUUUAUUAUUUCUAUUUUUUCUUUUAUUUUAUUUAGUUAGAACGUAAUAUAUAUAUAUAUAUUUUUUUUUUAAUGUGUGUCAACAGCUCGAGCGGUAUUUUACUCAAAAUAAGCCUCCCGUUUCAAAAUCAAGGGUAAUUAAAAUUAAAUUUGCUUGCCAGUUUAAUAAAUAUUUUGAAUUGUAUUUAUUGAUAAUAUAAUAUGAAAAUAUUUGUUUGACUUGAUUUUCUUCAAUCUGCAGUUGGUGUCCAAUUGUGAACUGAAUUCAUAAAAAGGACUUGCAGUUAAAUGUAUAACAUUUAUUAAUAUAUUGCUUUUAAUUUUAGGUCAAUGGAGAAAAACAAAAAUCUUUAACACCUAUUUGCGUUAUUAAUAAUUCAUCUGAUGAUACAGAUUCAAUGUUUAGCACUUUAAAUGGGGAAAGUGUAGAUGGAAGUAAUACAACUGGAUUAACACCUGAUAAAACUAAAGUCAACAUCAAUGGACGCCGUGCAUGGUCAGAAAAUGGUGGACAAAAUAGUGAGGAAGAAAAUGAGAAUAAUUCAGGUAUUUUUUUAUCAUGGUACAAAUAUUUUUUUAUAUACAUAUAAUUUAAAUGUAAUAUAAUUGUUGUAGAAAACAACAACAGUAGAGUUACUAGGAAAGUAAUGAAGCGCAAUACGCCGCGUCGUAGUCGUAGUUUUAAAAUCAACACAGCUGCUUUUCAUGGCCGUUCCCAUUCUGAAGUAACUGUAACUGAGAAAAAGACUUUAGAAAAUAAUAUUACGAAAGCAAAACGAACUAUAUCUAAUGUUCGCAAACAAAAAGCUAAACGAAAGCCACCUAAACGUAAUGUUAAAAUAUCAGCAUCUUUGAAUUUACUCCAUAGUGAAACAGUAUUAAGUACAACACCUGAAGUCUCAAUGAGUAUUAAAGAACCUCCCAAAGGUUGUGUUGAUCAUACUUUGACUUCAAUCACUGGAGUUGGAGCUGGAUAUGCAGCUACUCAUAAUGAACUUCCUCCGCCUACUGGAGAUAUACCGUAUUCAUUGCAAUUAUUACUAGACGAUUAUAAAAAAGGGUUUAUGGAUAUGAUUAAUGUGUUUAAAACUCAGAAAUUUCGCGAAGAUGUUGAAGCUCAAAUAAAGGCUGAAAAAGUAAGACAAAUCAUUUCUUAUAUUUGUUUGAAUCCAUGUGUAAUGUAAUAAUAUAACGAUUUCAGGAAAAAAAACAAAAUUUAAAUAUGAAAAUUAAUCAAAUUAAAAAACAAGUUGACCAUUUAAUUAAGGAUAGUUGUAGUCUCUUAAAAACUCGGAUGAAAGAACUCGAUAUUUAUCCUACUAAUACUACAGGUGAUGUUUUAACUGCGGCUAAAGUAAUUGUAUUAAGGCAUAAAGAUCUACAAACUAAAGUAGCAAAAGCGAAAAAUGAGGUAUGUUAUUUAACUUUAUUUCACAUUAAAUAGAGACAAACCCUAUUUUAUUAACUCUAUUUAUAAUUUAUUUUUUAGACAAAUGUAUUAGAAAACCAAUAUUGGGACUUUUACUCAAAAAGAGCCGCUGAGGUGGAUGCCAUUGGUUCAGCUGGCCAAUUAUUAGCAUCUCAAAAUGAAAAUUCAACGGAUCAAGAAAUGAACACUCAACGAUUGUUAAUGACAGAACUUAUAGCCAACCGGAAAAGAAAAUACACCUUAUCUUCAUCUAUUGAAGCUGUCAAACAUGAAAUUAAUAUUUUAGACAAACAAAAUAAUGCAUCUAGUAAAUUCAAUAAUUCUUUGGCUAACCAAAUGUGUAAUAACAAAAAAUCAAGAAUACGCUCACAAGACUGGCCAGAAGUGCCAGACAUAGCACGGAUUGAUGAAAAAAAUCCAGAACUAUUGGCACAAAAAAUUCUAGAGACCGGUAGACAAAUAGAAGCUCGAAAAAUAAUUGAAAACGGUAGACCAAUAGAAAUAACAACACGGUAUCAACGCUCAAAUAAAAUGUACAUUAGAAACCCAUCGGAUACCCCACUUAAAGUGCCUUUUUAUGAUGAACACGUCAAAGAUCUCAUUACGAACGCUUUAAACGAACCAUCAUCAAAAGGACCAGAUUAUACCGUUGUGUCACCUGCUAAAGUUGCCUUACGAAGACAUCUAUCUCAGGUAAAAUACCUAUAAAAUAAUUAUAUUUCAUUUUGGUUAAAUUUAAUAACUUGCUGUUUUGUAUGUUUGGUAUUUUUUUUUUUUUUAGGAAAAAAUUUCCCCUAGUCCAUUAAUUCAACAACAAAAUGUCAUAACGAGAACAAUUGGUGAUGUAUUAAAUAACGAAAUUGAAAGAUGUUUGGAAAUGGAUAGACAGAAUCGAACACUAGAGAUCAGUAAUCAAUCCAUAAUAAAUGCUGUUGUACCACUGUCUAUGCAUAAUAGAACCAAAGAUUCUCCUAAAGCUAUUAAUCAGACAUUACCUUCGGAAAAACGUUCGUUUAUGUAUAUACCAUUACCAAAAGCUGAACUUAAACCGUACCAAGAGUCAUUAUUUAGUGAUGAUACUCCUCCACCUCAUUUAAUUACUCUAAAAGAGGAACCUGUCGAAGGGUGUGUAUUUAAUAAUGAUUUUACUGUAUUAUUUGAAAUAAUUUUAAAAAUAUGUUGUAUUAUUUAAUAGGUUAGCUGCAUCAUUGCACGAUAGACUAUUAGAUAAUGAUGGUGAUGACAGUAACGGGGAUGAAGGCUUAUCAUUUAAAGAAGAAAAGACUGAAUCAGACACACAAUCUCCCCGUAGAAUACUCAAACGCAGUUCUGAGUCACCCGUCCCACUGAACACUAAAAAAAUGACACCUAUGUCUGAAAGACUUCCAUCUGAAGAAGGUAUUUGAAUUUUUAAUUUCCGCCCACACUUGUUUUAGAUUUUGGUUUUGGCGUGUAAUUUGAACUUUUUUUCAUAUUCGACUUCCAAAUAGAUUUGUUUAUUUUUCUGUCAUACAAUCGCCUGGUUGUUUUAAUGUCGUAUUUAGCUUGGCUUAACCUAAACUUCUUAAACAUAUUUCACAGGCGUAAUUUUUAAAGUCUAGAAAACUAUAUUGUAUUAUUGUUUUAAUAUUUUUAUAAUAUUAAACAUUCUGGUGGUGGCCAUGUACGAAAAAAUACAAUAUACCUUUUUCUGAACAUGCUAAAUUUGAUCUUUUAUUUAUUUUAUUUUAUUAAUACUAUUGUUAUGAAUUUAUGAUUAUUAUUAUCAUUGUUGUUGUUUAUAGAAUAAACUUUACUUAUAAAAUAUAUAAUCAUAUGAGUUUUUUCUUGACUAUAUAAUGUCCAAACUUUUAUAAAAUUCAUUAUCCUCGUGUUUUAACAAUCCCAGUAUAUUGAUUGAUAUAUCAUAUUUUAUCAAAUAAAUAUAGUUAUGUAAAUGUUAUUAUUUUCAAUUACGGAUAUAAAUUUAAAAUAUUAUUUACAGCCAAAAAUAAUGAUUAUUCGAACAGUGUUUUAAGGAGUAAUUUAUUAUUUAUAAACACUCAUUGCAUGUUUUGCUGGUUUUUUGUUGCUUGUCACGCUUAUUAAUUUCUAUUUUAGGAUUUAAUACUCGUACUCUAAAGUAUGUCGCAAGAAGUAUUAUUUAGCUGUAUAAAUAGAGGCCUUAGCUGGCCUAGUGGAAUUGGAAUACAUAGUAAACUAUUAAGGUGAGUGCACUGCAUUGCGUUGUACAAUACACUAAAUUAUCUGUAUAUUUUGGCAUGUUUCUUUUGAUUGAACAAAACAAUAAUUUCUUAAAAUAUUGUUCUUAUUUGGUUUGGCGCAUGUACAACAUUCUAUAAAACAAGUUGUUUUUUUUUUUUAAUUAAUAAAUAAUUAUUUUGAGCUGCAGACAUUAUAUUCAUAUGUAUCAUACAGCAGUUCAUACAUAAUUAAUGAAUUCAUUAAUAGCCAUUAAAAUAUAAAUUGAUGUGUUAUAAUAAUAUUAGUUUUGUAAAAAUUGUAUGCAAUUUUUUUUUUCGUUUUAUUUAAUUUGCACGUCUAGUUAUGAUUUUGUUUUUAAUAAUAAUAAUAAUGAGUGUGUGUGUAUUCUGACUAUUGUCACAUUUAGUCCUAAAAUAAUGAUAACUGGGUUACGUAAUUAAAAUUAGAUAAGGUUAGAAAAAUAUAUGGUAUCCUGACCAAAUCUUUUUUUAAUUUACAGAAAAAGCACAAUUUCAUCUUAACAGAAUUGUUAAUAAAAAUUAAUAUUUGAUUAUGCUCUGGCUAUUACAAACAUUUUUCGUUAUCAAAAUAAUCAUGCCAAUAUUUCUUUAAAUUUCAAAACUGUUUAUUAAUAAUCUGUCAUUGUAUCUAGAACCCCAGCAAUGGUGAAAUUCGGGGUGCUUGGCCCAUCAUAGAUCAUUUAAAGCCCCCCUCCCAAUGCAGUGGUAGAGCUCUGUCACAUUGAUUUAAUAUUAGAGUGGGGCUCAAGCCUCCGAAGGUUUAUGAGCUAUUUGUACUACUGAACUUCACAAAUAAUUGUUUUAUUAUUAUUUCAUAAAGUAGUUACAAUUUGAUUAUUUUUAUAAUUCAUAUUGAAUUUUACUAAGCAGUUUAUUACAUUAUGGUACUCCUAUUUCAUUUAAAAUUCUUACUUAACAUCAUAAUGAAAACAACAACAUAAAUGAUAUGAUAAUUAAAAUUAAAAUAUUACAUUUUCUUAAUUUAUUUUAUAUUAUUUUCAGUUUAGUAUUUUAUAUUGCACUCAAAUCAAUUUGGUUAAUAUUUUUUUUAAUCAACAAAUUUAUUUAAAAAAUGUUUUUUUAUCAAUAAAUUUGUUAUAUAAUAUAUCUAUUGCAUAUAUGUAAAAAAUAAAUCCCCUAUUUCUAUAAUCCCUAGUCAUCACAUUAUACAAUUUAUUAAUUCAUAUCAUCACAAAAUUUUUAAUAAGUAGCUAAUAAUGUUGUAGGUAGAAAGUUGGGUCGGUAGGAUACAUAAAGUAAUUUCAUUUAUAUCUGUAAAUGUAUUGCAACAAUACAUCAUUGCUAACAAAAUACAAUUCUGAGUUAAACAUAUUUCGAGAUGCCAUGUUAUUUUUACUUUCUACAUUAGACUCAACUUUUUUAUUUUGACCACCAAGUAACAAUUUAUGAUAAACCAAACUAAAUAAAAACUUAAUUGUCAAAUACCUACAAAGAAUAAAAAAAUUAUCACAAUAUUUUCAAAAUAUUACUGUAGGUAGAAAAGGCCAAUAUUAGUAUUCUGUGAAAAUUUCAGGUCUAUGAUAUACUUAAUUUUAAAAAAAAAAUCAAUUAUGAAAUUGCUAAUGCUGUAAAACUUCCCCAUGUUUCCCCAAUUAUUAUGAAAAUUAUUUGGAAAUUACUUUCUCAAUGUACCAAUUAGAUCUAAAAUGCAUGGUUGGAGCAAUAUAUAUGAUAGAUAAGUUAUACUUAUAUAGAAAAAUUAUAAAAAAGCAUACACAUCGUCUAAAAACUAAUAUUUUAAUACAACUAAUCAUAUAUAAAUGUGAUUUAUAUUUCUUUCCACCAUGAAAUAAUUUGUAUACAUUAUGUAUAUAUAAAAAAAAAUUAUAGAAUACUUUUAGUUUCUAAUGUUUCUAUGCAUGUUUCUUCCAUUUCUGUUGCUAUACAUAACUUUUCUAAAUCUAUGAUCUUUAAUCAAAUUACAUAAAUAUUUUAUUUACCAUAUUUCAUUGUGACACUAAAAUUAGUUAGUUUCUAUAUAUACAAGUACAACAUUUUAUAAAUCAUUUAUCUUAUCAAUCAAUUUUUAUUUAUGAUAAAAUAUAAUAAAAGGGGAAGUUUUUUUUUUUAUGAAUACAUAGUUUUAAACUAAAGAAAAUAGUUUAACUAAUUUAUGUCUCUCUUUGUAUUGAUACUACCAUUCCAACUUUCCUAUCCAAAGAUAUUAGACUGUUAAAAUUCAGCGAAGAUAAUGUUAAAAGUGGGAUCUUGGAUAAGUCAGUUGAUAGAGCAAUCACCCAGCAAGUAAGUCGAUCUAACCAUCAGAUUUUUAGCACUAUUUUAUAGACGAGAAAGGUUACGACUUAUCUUUUUUUAUUAUAGUUUAUAUAAUUUUUCAUUUUAUUUAAAAAUUAUCCAACAGUUAAAAAUUUGAAAUAUAAAACCCGAUUUUAUUUGUAUGUAUAUUAAAAACUAAUUCUAGUGUUACAAUAAAGCGCAAUAUUGAUUUAAAGAACUAAAAAACAACUAAUAUUAUUUGUUUGAAGAAAUCAUUAAUCUGGAAAUUUGAAUUUUGAAAUAAUAUUACUUGAUUGUUAAUUUUAUAUAUUUUGUUAAACUGAUGUUAAAUUAUUAUAUUUUCAUAUUUUAGACGAGAAGUGGAAUGAUCGUAUACGUGAAAGAUUCGAUAGUUUGGUGACGUUUGCAUCGUUAGAAUUAGAUAAACGGCGACGAAACAGUUCAGAUGCAGCUGCUGCCAAUACUAGUCCAGAUAGUGGUAUUGGUCAUGGAGAUCCACCUCCGGCCCUACAGCCUCCACCAUCACCAUCACCGCCGUUCUCACCUGCUCCACUGGACGGACCAUAUAGCCCAGUACCUGCUCCAAUUGUGACCGCCCCAAACAUACCAUUAAGGUAUCAACGUCAUACUAGCCACAAGAAAAAGUCUUUUCGUGAUAAGUAUCGGUCCACGGGCCCUAAGGCAAAAGCUUGGGCUGCCAAAUGGAUGGAUGCUGAAAUUCAAAGCACAAGCAAUUUCUUUUAACGUAAGUAUUUUUGCAGAUAUUUUUAUAUUGCUUAAUCCUCCGUGUCCCUAUUAAUUUAAACUAAAAAUAUUUAUAUUUGUUAAAAAAAACUUUGACGCCUGUAUGUAACAUAUGCAAAAAUGUUUAUAAGUUGUUUAAAUUUUUUAAUUGCUAUUUGGAAAAAAUAAAUUAAAACAUUUCCGAAUUAAUUUUUAUUUUAAUAAUCUAAUAAUGUUACUCGUUGUUACAGAACCAAUCACUUAAUUUUAUUAAUAAAAAAAAAUGUCAUUUAUUCAGUAAUUUAGUUUUUUUUUUUAAUACAGGUUCCUUGUUAUUGUAUUUUUCAACAGUACACAUUUUUAUUGUAUAGAUUAAAAAAAAAACUAAAUUUUAAUUACACUCAUAAAGAGUUUAUUUUUAAGCAAUAUCUAUAACUGCCUUAGUUAGAUUUGUUUACCAUUAAAUUUGUUUCAUUAUUAUUUAUUUGUGUUUAUUUAUUAUUAUUACUUUUUUUUUUUUUUUUUUUUUUUUUUUUUUUUUUUUUUUUUUUUUUUUUUUUUUUUUUUAUCAUGUUAGUACCUAUAAUUUUAAAAAAAAAUGUAUAUACAUAAUUAUAAUGAUUUCUCCCAUAUAGCUUUUUAUUUUCUGAUUCCAUAUAGCAAUACCAAUGCCUUCAUAUGGAGGUGGUCCCCAUUAUGUUAUAAAUAUGUAUAAUACAAUUAUUUUACAAUUAAAUUUCAAUUUUUAAAUUUAAAAAAAAAAAAUGGGGGAACUUAGACUUUUUCAAAUAUCUUUUUUAUAAUACAUUUUUUUUUCAAACUGCCACUCGUUUAAAGUGUUCAAAUUUAAAUAUUGUAAACCACUUCUUUUUUUCGUUUUUUUUUUUUUGUAAUUAUUGCAAUUUGCAACAUUUUUGUUCCUAAAUUAUUAUAGUUCUCCAAUUUUGUACAGAAUAAAAUAAUAUAUUGUAGUGAACUUUUCAAUGAAUGUUAUUUAUUUCUUUUUAUAAUAUUAUUGAGAAACAUUGUACUGUAAAGUACAAAAUUAUGUUACAAACUAAAAAAAUAUUGUAAAUAUACUAUGUUGAAUAAUAUAUUGUUUUCAAGGUAAAUAUUUU